Messenger RNA from Melospiza melodia melodia, 709 nucleotides. RefSeq names its product ribosomal protein S5 (gene RPS5). The coding region runs from base 26 to 646 and encodes 206 amino acids. Gene Ontology annotation, biological process: ribosomal small subunit assembly; translation. Lineage: Eukaryota; Metazoa; Chordata; Aves; Passeriformes; Passerellidae. Gene Ontology annotation, molecular function: mRNA binding; structural constituent of ribosome; rRNA binding. Gene Ontology annotation, cellular component: ribosome; cytosolic small ribosomal subunit. The transcript has 6 exons. The record is from RefSeq and is a predicted model, not a curated record.
UAUUUUAUUUUGAUUUUUUCCCAGCAUGACGGACUGGGAGACGGCGCCGGCGGUGACCGAGACCCCCGACAUCAAAUUGUUCGGGAAAUGGAGCACGGACGACGUCCAGAUCAACGACAUCUCCCUGCAGGAUUAUAUUGCAGUGAAGGAGAAAUAUGCCAAAUAUCUGCCCCACUCGGCGGGGCGUUACGCGGCCAAGCGCUUCCGCAAGGCGCAGUGCCCGAUCGUCGAGCGCCUCACCAACUCCAUGAUGAUGCACGGCAGGAACAACGGCAAGAAGCUGAUGACACUGAUGGCAGUGAGGAUCGUCAAGCACGCCUUUGAGAUCAUCCAUCUGCUCACUGGGGAGAACCCCCUGCAGGUCCUGGUCAACGCCAUCAUCAACUCGGGGCCCCGCGAGGACUCGACGCGAAUCGGCCGCGCCGGCACCGUGCGCAGGCAGGCCGUGGACGUGUCCCCCCUGCGCAGGGUCAACCAGGCCAUCUGGCUGCUGUGCACGGGCGCUCGCGAGGCCGCCUUCAGGAACAUCAAAACCAUCGCCGAGUGCUUGGCGGACGAGCUCAUCAACGCUGCCAAGGGCUCCUCCAACUCUUACGCCAUCAAGAAGAAGGACGAGCUGGAGCGCGUGGCCAAAUCCAACCGCUAAAAAUCCCCAAAAAAAUCAAAAUAUUCCCAAUAAAAUCUGAGGAUUUGGAACCAGAAUUCAAAA